Messenger RNA from Cylindrotheca closterium, 2997 nucleotides. The record is from the annotation of a GenBank genome assembly. Lineage: Eukaryota; Bacillariophyta; Bacillariophyceae; Bacillariales; Bacillariaceae.
AUGAGCAGUCCCCUCAAAGAUUCAAAAGCAUCCAAACCUGAUAAUAUGACUAUCAUUGAGAAUGCUGACGAUGCUGCGCCUACUAAUGGGGGAGAGAAAACGAGAAUUCGCGACAGGUCUUCUCGAAAGAGGAGAUCAGAUUCCAAGGGUCGGAGAAGUAGAUCAGCAUCCAAGGGUAGCAAAAGCUCCCACAAAAUGAGCAGUGGAAGCGGCCACAGACGACGCACCAAGAAAGCUGGAAUGAAAUCUUCGUCGCACAGCAAAGAAAGUAAUAGCGGCCCAUCAGAACUUUUGUAUGGAGACAAAAACACCAAGGCAAAAGCAAAUGCAUCACGGGGUACGACAAGGUCCCUAAAACCAGGUGCUGAGCUUGUCAGUUCAUCAGGAAAAAGGAGGGACACCCUCAGCAUAGCUGAAAGUACUGAAAUAUUGUACGGAGACGAAGAUGCUAAGUCGAAAGCAAAGGCAUCACGAAGCUCGAAAGGUUCACUCAGACCCGGUGCUGAGCUUGUCUGUUCGUCUGGACACAGCAAGAGUACUAGCGAUACCGCCCAUACUAUCGCAGUAUUGUACGGAGAUGCCGAUGCCAAGUCGAAAGCAAAGGCAUCAUCGAAUUCGAAAAAAUCCCAUAAACCCGGUGUUGAGCGUUUCAGUUUGUCUGGACACAGCAAGAGCACUGGCGACACCGACCACAUUACUGCAGUCUUGUACGGAGACGAAGAUACCAAGGCGAAAGCAAAGGCAUUACGAAAUUUCAAAAGAUCUGUCAAUCCUGGUGUGGAACUUGUCGGUGCAUCUGGACAUAGUAGGAGCACCAGUAGCAGCAACCAAAGCACACAAAUCUUGUAUGGGAUGGGUACCGAAGAUGCCAAAGCAAAGUCAAAAGUAAUGCUGGGAUCUUCUUCCCACCAAAGCAGUAAAAGUAUCGGCACAAAGAGUACUGUCGAGAUCCUCUAUAGAGAUGACGACGAUGAUGAUACCAAGAACAAGGUGAAGAAGGGAUCAGGAAGCUCCAGAUCCAACAAGAAUCCGGGAGUGGAAAGCAUGGGCAGAUCAUCGAGGAGUAUGACACCGCCAGUGGAUGGGCAUGUGGUUCCAUGGAUGAUGAUUGAAGAUGAUUCCAAUUCGUCACAGGCGAAAGACUCAAUUGUUGGGGAUGGGCAACCUGUGGCGUCCAAGAAGGAUCGAAAGUCAGGAAAGAAAGAGAAAGUUUCGUACAAAUUGUGGAUUAUUUUGACUGUCGCCAUUCUUGUCAUUGGCGGUGGACUGACAGCCUUUGCUGUUCUCAGAAAAGGCGACGAUGAUCAAGGUGCACAGGUUCAAGAACAUGACUCCUAUGAUCCUACUACUGAAUCGCCCGAACUUGUAUCCGAGGCUCCAGCCGGUUCCCCAAAUGGCACACCAACAGCGGUACCAUCAUCCAAAAAGCAGGUUCUGGAUCCACCAAGCCCGGAAGACUGUGCUGCCAUUAGGAACAACCAAACCAUUUCAGGGAACAACAACACACUGUCUGAGAGCAACUGGAAUGCCAACAUUCAGAUCAAUGUCAAGGGUGAAACUGGAAUGACUAACGAAAUGAUACAGGAAUUGUUGGAUUCCAUUCAAGCGCUCCUGCUUCCAGCCAUGGCUGGCUGCACGAAUGGCGAUCAGCGAAAUCUAAUCGAAUUGGACAAAACAGUCAUCCCAGGAGCCUCCAAAGAAAUGGAAGAAAUUCUUGAUGAGUCUCGAUAUGCGAUUCUAUUCGCACGUGUCAACGGUGAAUUGCUGAAAGAUGCAGUCUGUGUGGAUGCAACAACUCCCGAGCUAUGUUAUGUUGUCCUUGUCGAGUUUUCUUUACUACUGGAUGCUGAUAUUACUUCUGCCGAUGUUGAGGCCAUUGUAUUAGAGGAAUUGGCAAACGGCAAGAACAUGGUAUCAAAGUUGGACCUUGAUGAUUUGUUCCUAUCAGUGAAUGCAAGAAAUAUUAUUGAUGUGACACCUUCCGAAGCUCCAUCUGCCCCGCCAACUGAUGUUUCAUCUAGACUGCCAAGCAACAGUCCGACGAAGUCUCCUAUAGCUCAGCCGGCAACAGAAGGUCCUGAUAGCAUCCCAACACUCGUGCCAGUGCCGCAACCAACGCGUAUUCCAGGUACUCCCACAUCCAUUCCUGUUGAAGCACCUACGUUGGCUCCCAUUCGAUCUCCUUCUGCUAUGCCAACGGGCGCUCCAAGUACGACCUCGCCAUCUGCAAUGUCACUCAUGACUCCACCUUCUGCAUCAACAUCGAUGCCAGUUGUCGGGCCAUCGCCUCCGCCAACCGUAUCACCAACAACUUUGGUUUCAAGCCCACCGUCCACGAAGCCAUCGAUAGCAACAGGCGAUUUGUCAACACCUAGCCCUAUGAUUGAGCAAACGUUAUCACCGACAGGCUUGACGUCAGGCCCAGUUUCCACAAAGCCACCGAUGACACCAUUUUCGUCACCAACAUACAUGCCAGUGGUCGGACCAACGCCUCCUCCAACUGUAUCAUCGACUGCUUUGGCUUCAAUCUCACCAUCAAUAACGCCAACACAUGGUCCAACAAUGAAGCCUAUCGUGGCAACACCAAAUCCAACUGCUAUUCCCAGUCGUGCUCCAACAAUGAAGCCUAUCGUGGCAACAACAAAUCCAACUGCUAUUCCCAUUCGUGCUCCAACAGCAAAACCGACGCCUGCUCCGACACCUAUACCAACACCAAAUCCUACCCCCGAACCAACUCCGAAUCCAACAACAACUGCUCCAAUCUCUCGUGCUCCUACCAGCUUAUUCUGCUGCUCGAACAAUUUGAAAGACUGCAAUAUCCCUGAUCCAUCAUGCAAUUCUAGCUUACUAAGCUGCAGCAAUUGCAAUGGGUAUUUCAUUGUGCAAGGCAGCUGCACAGGGAUCGCCAAAUUUGAGGAUUGCACUAACUAUUUGCUUGGCUGCUGUGCGACCCUUAGUUGUGUUGCACAGGAUUUAUUCUCUUCACGAUGCGAGUAG